UGACACCACUUUUCCCAGGAAGUAACGGCUGUGAGUUGGAACCUGCAGGUUGUUUUCUUUCAGUUUUUAAUCAAAAGUAUCGAUGACUCCGUAGUAAAAUGACAGAUCGGCAGCGUCGCACAUACACUACCCUACUGCACUGCAUCCUGAUCUCAGGGGUGGUUGUGAAAGCCAUAGAGCCCGUGUCCACCUCUCUAAUAGUGGGCGCAGGAGCUGCUGCACUGGGGAAGAAACUCUAUCGAUAUUUAUUUGAGGUGUGCGAUGAGAACUGGAUCAACUUUAAUGCAACAGGACUGAAGCAUGACCUUGACACGAGGCUGUUCGGGCAGCACGUUGCUACGCAAGUCAUUUUAAAAGCCGUCACGGGAUUUAUGAGCAGUGAAAACCCAAAGAAACCGCUGGUUCUGUCCCUUCAUGGCUGGACUGGGACGGGGAAGAACUUCGUCAGUCAGCUCAUAGCAGAAAACAUUUACCAUAAAGGCAUGUCGAGCAGUUUUGUUCAUCUGUUUACAGCCACAGCACACUUUCCUCAUGAGAAGCACAUAGAUUCCUACAAGACACAGUUACAGGAGUGGAUAAGAGGAAAUGUGUCCAACUGCGCACGUUCAAUGUUUAUCUUUGAUGAAAUGGAUAAAAUGCAUACCGGACUGAUCGACAGUAUAAAACCAUAUCUGGACUAUUAUGACAAUCUGAACGGAGUGUCAUACAGACAGGCCAUCUUCAUCUUCCUCAGCAAUGCAGGAGGAGAGAACAUUGUUCAGGUUGCUCUGGAUUUCUGGAAAGCAGGACGAGAACGAGAGGAGAUCAAGCUGAAGGAUUUAGAGAUGGCGCUUUCACUGUCUGUCUUCAACAACAAGAAUAGUGGUUUCUGGCAUACUAGUUUAAUCGAUAAGAACUUAGUGGAUUUCUUUGUGCCAUUUCUUCCGCUGGAGUACAAGCACGUCAUUCAGUGCGGUUUGGCCGAGAUGGUCACCAAGAAUCACGUGCCGAAGCAGGAAGUAGUUGAACUGAUGGCCAAGGAUCUGAACUACUUCCCAAAAGAGGAACGUGUCUUCUCCAUGCAGGGCUGCAAGAUCAUCUCCAGCAGACUGGACUUCUAUAUUAACUGAACGAGAGAGAAAACAGAAUCGAAAACAGCGAUUCAUUAUUGACUGUGUGAUUUUAUUUAAUUUUUUUUUUCCCCAUGGAACUGUGCGACUCUGUCCAUCUAAGAUUUGCAUUUUUAUACAGACAGAGUGAGUUGGGAAUAUUGUCUUGCUCAUCUAGUACAAAUCAAACAGUACUGCAUUCCAUGAUGUCACAAUCUCGGAUGAAAGCAGGAGGACGAUUUUGACUCAAAGCAAGUGUUCUCUUAUGGAACUGUUUUAUUAAUUUGGGAUCUUGCAGGUUAAGUCCUUGUUUCAAGGAUGAGUCCGAUAGAGGAAGCUUUUUUUAAAACUUUGCACAUUGUGGCGCUGUGAAUCACUGGCUGUCAGUGAGUUUUUUAAUUUUAUGUAAUGUUGUCAAUCUGUAUUAAUUAUCAUGAGAAAACGUGUAUUUGCCUUUAUCUUGAAAUGUCAGAUAAACAUUUAUUUCUGCCUUUUUGAAGAAGAAGAAGAAGAAGAAAAAAAACAAGACUUGGAUGCUUAAGAUGGUGAUGAUCGUCAGAUGUCUCACAAUUGUUAAUUUCAAUCUCGUUUUUGAACUUUGAAACUAAAGCAAAAUUUUCUGAAACAUGUAGUCACCGUCAAGGUUUAUAUUUGGGUUUGUCAAAGUUCAAGUUUGGUCGGAGGUGCUAUUAAGCAAAUCAGUGCCUGUUUAUCUUAUAAGAAGAACACUUAAAUACAGUUGAUGAGCAUGUCAACAUGCUAUUUUCAUAUUUGUCAUUAUUUGAUCAUCAUCUGCUUGGAACUUGUGCGUUUGAGAUAUUUGUGUAGGAAACCAAGAUAAAAUGGCAAAAUACUUGAAGGAUUCAAUGUACAUAUUGAUUUUGAUAAAAGCUUUAUGAGGUAAACAGA
Messenger RNA from Myxocyprinus asiaticus (Chinese sucker), 1997 nucleotides. Its product is annotated as torsin-1A-like. Gene Ontology annotation, molecular function: kinesin binding; ATP hydrolysis activity; ATP binding. The transcript has 5 exons. Gene Ontology annotation, cellular component: endoplasmic reticulum lumen; endoplasmic reticulum; nuclear envelope. The coding region runs from base 99 to 1109 and encodes 336 amino acids. Gene Ontology annotation, biological process: protein localization to nucleus; nuclear membrane organization. The record is from RefSeq and is a predicted model, not a curated record. Lineage: Eukaryota; Metazoa; Chordata; Actinopteri; Cypriniformes; Catostomidae.